UUGAACUGUACUGAAUUCAAUAGUAUCUAUCUAAACUUCAAGCAGCUAAGUGGUAUCCGGUAACAAUGAAAUUGUUAGCUGCCUUCGCGUUUUUAUUAAUUGCAGCAAUUAUGACUCUAAGUCAUUCAGCCUCAGUUCCAGAUGAAGUGUGUGGUGAGAAUGAGGUCUUUAAAACUUGUGGUCGCAUAGGAUGCCAUCCCAGUUGUGAUAUGGUAUUGCAUGGGUCACAGUGUAUUGGUUUCAGUCUUAGGUGUGGAGUCGGAUGCUAUUGUAAGGAUGGAUAUGCUCGAGCUAAUGGUGAAAAAUGCGUCAAUAUUGCUGAUUGUCCUAAAUAUGUGAACCAACCAGCAGAAGAUUCCUCUAACUGAUACUUUCAGUGGAAAUGAAUUAAAGAUAUUUGAAAUAAAUACGUCAACAAUCAAAGAGAAAAUAAUUUGCCCGUUGUAUACACAAUAAAGAAACUUGAAAUGA
Hermetia illucens (black soldier fly) is the source of this 471-nucleotide messenger RNA. RefSeq names its product chymotrypsin inhibitor-like. Lineage: Eukaryota; Metazoa; Arthropoda; Insecta; Diptera; Stratiomyidae. The transcript is spliced from 2 exons. Bases 66 to 368 code for a protein of 100 amino acids. The record is from RefSeq and is a predicted model, not a curated record.